UCGCACGUAUUGGAUGUAUACUGGAUUUAUAAAAGGCGCCGGGAGGCAAAGAGUGAAUUAGACGCAGAGCAUCUAAAUCCUGCAUCUGGACGACAUUAUAAAAGUUAAAUUAUGGGGAAUAUUGAGAGCGUGGACGGCCAAUCUGAGAUGAAGCAUCACAUCAUGCCCUUGAAAGUUCCCAUGCCUGACCCAACAGAGCUAGAGGAAAGAUUUGCCAUUGUAUUGAACUCAAUGAACUUGCCUCCAGACAAAGCAAGAUUACUUCGGCAGUACGACAACGAGAAAAAAUGGGAACUCAUUUGCGACCAGGAACGAUUCCAAGUGAAGAAUCCUCCUCACACAUACAUCCACAAGCUACAGAGUUAUCUUGACCCAGCUGUUACCAGGAAGAAGUUCAGGAGGAGAGUGCAGGAGUCCACACAGGUCCUGCGGGAGCUGGAAAUCUCAUUACGGACCAAUCACAUCGGGUGGGUGCGGGAGUUUUUGAAUGAGGAGAACAAGGGUUUGGAUGUGUUGGUGGAGUAUCUUUCGUUUGCACAGUAUGCUGUCACGUAUGACGGUGACAGUUCUGAGAACAGCACAGAAAACUCUAUGGAUAAAUCCAAACCCUGGAACCGAUCGAUUGAAGACCUCCACGGAGGAAACCACCUCUCAUCAGCUGUCACAGGCAACAGCAUCUCCAGAGCCAGCAGACAUUCAACCAUAAGGUCUAACACGUUACCCAGCCGGAGGACACUGAAGAAUUCCAGAUUAGUAUGUAAGAAAGAUGACGUUCAUGUGUGCAUCAUGUGUCUACGAGCCAUCAUGAACUACCAGUAUGGCUUCAACAUGGUCAUGUCUCACCCUCAUGCUGUGAAUGAAAUUGCACUAAGUCUGAACAAUAAGAAUCCCAGGACUAAAGCUCUGGUUCUGGAGCUGCUGGCCGCUGUGUGUCUGGUUCGAGGAGGUCAUGAGAUUAUUCUCUCCGCCUUUGAUCAUUUUAAAGAGGUGUGUUCAGAAGAUCAGCGCUUUGAGAAGCUCAUGGAGCAUUUCAAGAACGAAGAUAAUAACAUCGACUUCAUGGUGGCGUGCAUGCAGUUCAUAAACAUUGUGGUUCAUUCUGUGGAAGACAUGAAUUUCAGAGUGCACUUACAGUACGACUUCACAAAGCUGGGUCUGGACGAAUAUCUGGACAAACUGAAGCACACCGAGAGUGAUAAGCUGCAUGUGCAGAUUCAGGCAUACCUGGAUAACGUGUUCGAUGUGGGAGCUCUGUUAGAGGACGCAGAGACCAAGAACGCAGCGCUGGAGAGAGUGGAGGAGCUGGAAGAGAACAUGUCUCACCUGACAGAGAAGUUGCAGGACACAGAGAAUGAGGCGAUGGCAAAAAUCGUUGAGCUGGAGAAACAACUGAUGCACAAAAAUAAAGAGCUGGAGUCUGUUCGGGAGGUGUAUAAAGACGCCAGCUCUCAGGUGCACACCCUGCGGAGGAUGGUGAAGGAGAAGGACGAGGCCAUUCAAAAACAGAGCAACCUGGAGAAGAAGAUCCACGAGCUGGAGAAACAGGGAACCAUCAAGAUCCAGAAGAAAGCGGACGGGGACAUUGCCAUCCUGACGCACCCUCCGCAAGGGAACGGGCAUCCGCCGGGGUCCCAGGGAGGUGCUGGGUUGUCCGGUGAGGGCACGGUCGGUCACGGAGGGGUGUCUAACGGGGCGGUGCAUGGCCUGACCAUGCCUGAUCCUCCACCUCCUCCUAUGCCAGAGACACUACCAAACGGUCCAUCUGCUGCUCCAGCGCCAGCUCCUCCUCCUCCUCCUCCUCCUCCUCCUCCUCCUCCACCUCCUCCUCCCCCACCUCCACCUCCUGGGCACUCGAUUGAGAUCUCUGCUCCUUUACCUCCACCUCCUCCUCCUUGUGCUCCUCCUCUCCCUGGAAGCGGCACACCAACGGUCAUAUUCAACUCUGGCUUGACAGCCGUGAAAAUUAAAAAGCCAAUCAAAACCAAGUUCCGCAUGCCAGUGUUCAAUUGGGUGGCUCUGAAACCAAAUCAGAUCAACGGCACUGUCUUCAAUGAAAUCGAUGACGAGAGGAUCCUUGAGGAUUUAAAUGUGGAUGAGUUUGAAGAGAUGUUCAAGACCAAAGCCCAGGGUCCUGCCGUCGACAUGACGUUGCAAAAGCAGAAGGCUCCACAGAAAGGUCCCAAUAAAGUAUCGUUACUGGAGGCCAACAGGGCCAAAAACCUUGCCAUCACGCUCCGCAAGGCAGGGAAGAGCCCUGAAGAGAUCUGCAAAGCAAUCCAGACGUUCGACCUACGUACAGUGCCUGUGGAUUUCGUGGAGUGUUUGAUGCGGUUCAUGCCCACUGAAAGUGAGGUGAAGAUGCUCCGUCAGUAUGAGCGGGAGCGACGGCCAAUGGACGGGCUCACUGAUGAAGACCGGUUCAUGAUGCUCUUCAGUAAGAUUGAAAGGCUGCCACAGCGGAUGACCAUCAUGGCCUUUAUGGGCAACUUUACGGAUAGCCUGCAGAUGCUCACACCGCAACUGCAUGCUAUCAUAGCAGCAUCUGUAUCCAUAAAAUCAUCACAGAAAUUAAAGAAAAUCCUUGAGAUCAUUUUGGCCCUUGGGAACUACAUGAACAGUAGUAAAAGAGGAGCUGUUUAUGGCUUCAAACUUCAGAGCUUGGAUUUGCUGUUGGAGACCAAAUCCACAGACAGGAAGCAGACACUUUUGCACUACAUAGCCAAUGUGGUGAAGGAGAAAUAUCCUGUUGUAUGCGUUUUUUACAAUGAACUGCACUACAUUGAGAAAGCUGCUGCAGUCUCACUGGAGAAUGUUCUCCUGGACGUGAAGGAGCUACAGAGGGGUAUGGAUCUGACCAGAAGAGAGUACAGCAUGCACGGCCACAACUCCUUGCUCAAAGACUUCAUCCAUCACAACGAGGCCAGACUGAAGAAGCUCCUGGAUGAUGCUAGGAUUGCACAGGAUGCCUUCGAUGAUGUUGUGAAAUUCUUCGGGGAGAGCCCCAAGACCAUGCCACCCUCUGUGUUCUUCCCUGUUUUUGUUCGCUUCAUCAAGUCCUAUAGGCAUGCGGAUGAAGAAAACGAGCAGAGGAAGAGGCAAGAGCAGCUGAUGAUGGAGAAACUUCUGGAACAGGAGGCCAUGAUGGAGGAGCACGAGAAUCAACAGUCACCUCACAAGGGCAAGCGGCAGCAGCAGGAGCUGAUUGCUGAGUUAAGGAAGAGACAAGGCAAAGAUAGCCGGCUUGUCUACGAAGGCAAAGAUGGAGCAAUUGAGGACAUCAUUACAGUGCUGAAGACCGUCCCCUUUACCGCACGAUCAGCCAAACGUGGCUCGCGGUUCUUCUGUGACCCCGCCCUCUCCGAGGACUUCCAUUACUAAACUAAAUUCUGUCCCCUCAGAAAGACCUGCGCAGUCAACCCUUCCGCCGGGCCGAUGCCCUGAGGAGGAGCGGGAGAAGGAACCUGGAGGUACAGCACCUUCAGCUACGCAGCAUGGAGAUCACCACCUGCUAGCCACGCUCGAUCAACUUUUAAGGACAGAAGGUGGGCCAGUAACACUACUGAAAUAAGGAACAAAAAAUAGCACACUUAGAACGAUGGAUAAAUGUGACAUUGAACACUUGGGAUCUGGCAUCCCGAUUUAGUGGAGCGGUUCGAAGAAAGCAGGACGAAGAAAACGCCAAGUGUAGAGUGUUGGAUGCAAUAUGUCUGGCCUGCAGUCAAACGUGGAUUCUACAAAUGGACAUUAGGAAGAAAGAUCGUGGUUGUUUAUGUUUAACUCUAUUCAGUUUUGUGACUUUGUGUAUUAUGUACAAGACAGAGCAGAAAUGCCAAAGGAAGUCCUCGGAUUGGCCCACAAUUCAUUUUCAUUGUCAUUUAACCUCCGGUUCUAAAACUGAGCAGCCUUUUCUGAGGGGAAGAUUUUACAAGAUGCACUUUUAAUUUUUUUUUCUUUCUAUCGUUUAUCAUCUUAAAACUUAACCUUCAUUUAAAAAAAAAAAAAAAAAGAGCGCGAGAGAGAGAUUCGAUCUUAAGGAUCUUGAGAAUGACUCGUUCCGGACCGAAAAAUAACAUGAAAUGUUGACAAAAUGUUUACUACCAAGCAUUCACGACCAAUGUGACACUGUAUGUACAAUACAUCUCAUUUUAAUCACAGACUUGCUCUCCUACUGGUUUUAUCUCAUGUGACGUUUGUGAGCUGUGGAAAAAGAGUUUGCCGUUUUUUUAAAAACAAAGACAUUUCAUUGGACGAAAAAAAAAAAGUCUUUUUUUUAAAUGUACAGAUAUUUUGCUACAAAAUUGAGCCUCUUAUUUUUUACAUUGUUCAUCCAUUGUGGUGCUGUACAUAUUGUUGAAACAAACCGACUUGUCCUGCAAUAUCACUGGAAUGUUAUUAACUUUUAUGUUGUUUAGUAUGACAGUAUUAUUUAAUCUGAUGGUGAAGACAGUGAAUCAACUUACUCUGUGACCUAAAUUGCUCUCUCAUCACUAUUGUUGCAUAUGGUAAAUGUCUGUGGUUGCACGUAACACUUGAAAGCUUGAACAGACACUAGUGGCACAUAUAACUUUUUUCUACUUUGAUCUCUUUAACUGGAAUCAGUGGUUGUGUGCAAAUAAAGCAAUGACACCAGCACCAUUAAAAAAUGUUUUGCGUGGUGGA
Molecule: messenger RNA, 4659 nt
Organism: Puntigrus tetrazona (Sumatra barb)
Lineage: Eukaryota; Metazoa; Chordata; Actinopteri; Cypriniformes; Cyprinidae
Product: formin-like protein 2
Exons: 28
Coding region: 112-3378 (1088 amino acids)
Biological process (GO): cell migration; regulation of cell shape; cortical actin cytoskeleton organization
Cellular component (GO): cytosol
Molecular function (GO): actin filament binding; small GTPase binding
Source: RefSeq, a predicted model, not a curated record